This is a messenger RNA of Penicillium subrubescens, 543 nucleotides long. RefSeq names its product Alb1 domain-containing protein. Gene Ontology annotation, cellular component: nucleolus; preribosome, large subunit precursor. The transcript is spliced from 3 exons. The record is from RefSeq and is a predicted model, not a curated record. The coding region runs from base 1 to 543 and encodes 180 amino acids. NCBI's taxonomy places the organism in Eukaryota, Fungi, Ascomycota, Eurotiomycetes, Eurotiales, Aspergillaceae. Gene Ontology annotation, biological process: ribosomal large subunit export from nucleus.
AUGGCCAAGAACAAGCCCAGAGCGAACACCCGUGCUGCCCGACGAGGCGCCGAGCCGAGUCUCAACUUGGAUAAGUCCUUGACCUCUCUACCUCGAGCCGAGUCUACGACCGUCCAGCGUCCUUCACUCUUGGUCGAUCGCGCAACUGCCGGUGUCCAGAAGAAAAGAAAGGAUGGCAAGAGAAUGACAAAAGCGCAGCGCCUGAGACAGCAGAAGGGUAUGGACAGGGCUGAAGCGGUCAUGGAUCAGUUGGAAAUUAAAAAAGCCAAGAGUCUCACACGGGCAAAGUUCAUAAAAGAACGAAGGGCUGAUUGGGAAGAAAUGAAUAAGAAAUCAUCAGCAUUCGCCGCUCUCCAACAAACCGAGGAUGUCGAAGAAGAUGACGAGGAGGACAAUGACGACGACGAUGCCAUGGCGACUGAAAACAUUGAGCCCAGCGCGCCUCUGAUGGCGAGCAUUUUCGCUCCCAAGUCCACGAAUGCGACGUCAAACCCCGUGGCAGCCGAGUCUGCUCCCACGGAUGAGUACGACGAAAUUACCUGA